GUGUGUUUCACUUUGUGACUGCAGUUCCACUCACUCUCGCCCUCCCCCCCUCGCCUUCCCCGCGCGCUACCGAGUAUGCCGCGCGUUGGCCGCCACGAGAUCAGAAUCGCCCUUCUACUCUUGGGUCUGGUCGUUCUGGCGUACUGCCUGCACUCCAGACGUGCUCGAGGCGGAGCGACUCCCAGCCAACCGACCAGUCCAUGGGGAGCAGGCGUUGGGCCACUCGGCUUCCCAUGGAUGGACCAGCAAGAUCGCUCUGCUGCAGAAGAUUCCAACCAGGCCAACGGGAUUGUACCCGAAGCCGCGCGGAAGGAGCCCAUCAACGUCAUGAUCAGCUCUGACGCACAGACCGUCAUGGGCGUCCCAACGCUCAUCCAGUCCAUCUUUGCGCAAACUCCCGAGCCAGAGCGAGUCGUGUUUUACAUUGCUGUUGGAUCCGACACGGAGCUGCUGCGUCUGCAACGGUGGAUUUCGCUGUCCUUCUGGCAGUACAGCGAGUCUCAGUUUGUGCUCAAGGUGUUCCCAGUGGAAUGGGUCGCCAAUAAAAUCAAGAUUCGAGGCCGGAGAACCGAACUCGCGUCACCUGCAAAUUAUGCUCGGUAUUACGUGCUGGAUCUAUUUCCGGGCAUCUCUAAACGAGUCAUUUACCUCGACACCGAUGUUAUAGUCCGAGGCGACAUUGCCGAGUUUUACAAGUUUCCCCUCGGCCCGGACAAGAUUGCCGCCUUUGCACAAGACUGCUCGCGGAACAAGUACAAGUUUUUCAUCAAUUUCGAAAACGCAAAGGUCCAGGCCCUCAACAUCGACCCAGACACUUGCAGUUUCAACGCUGGCGUGUACGUGACUGACUUGGUGCGAUGGAAGAAGCACAACAUUACCAGCGAACUCGAGUACUGGAUGGAGCUCAACACGCGCGAGAACGUUUACGGCGGCCAGGGCUCUGGUGGAGGCUCGCAACCGCCAGUGCUGCUGGCGCUUUUCGGGCACGUUGUCGAUCUCGAUCCGAAAUGGCACGUGCGGCACCUCGGCUGGCAUGGAAGCAAUUCGUAUCAAAAAGAGUACGUGGACGAGGCCAAACUGCUGCAUUGGAAUGGCCAAGGAAAGCCGUGGCUGCGAAAGACGGUCGGCGUCGCCAACUUUGUGCACAAGUGGCGCGAGUUUUGCGUGCCCGAGCCUCCAUUGGCGGACGACGCGUGCACUCUGCAAGCCGAAGGCGAAAUUGAUGCCAUCUACGUCUCCGACCAGGUGCUGGAUCCCUUUGACUGCGCAAGUUUGCGAGAAGAUUACCAGACUCAGUUGUCCGACAACAUUGCGCUCGAUUGCAAGUUUCCCGUCGAGGUUCCUGACGAGCGGUGAAUGGUUUCCAAGUUUGGAGGUUUUCUCCUGAAUUGUUAAGGCUCUUUUGUUUUGAUUUUUUGUGUCUUGUUACCAUGAGCGAUGAGUUGGAGG
Molecule: messenger RNA, 1449 nt
Organism: Capsaspora owczarzaki ATCC 30864
Lineage: Eukaryota; Filasterea; Ministeriida; Capsasporidae
Exons: 3
Coding region: 76-1356 (426 amino acids)
Cellular component (GO): Golgi apparatus
Molecular function (GO): glycosyltransferase activity
Source: RefSeq, a predicted model, not a curated record